Messenger RNA from Pollicipes pollicipes, 821 nucleotides. RefSeq names its product glutamate receptor ionotropic, kainate 1. Bases 78 to 821 code for a protein of 247 amino acids. The transcript has 6 exons. The record is from RefSeq and is a predicted model, not a curated record. NCBI's taxonomy places the organism in Eukaryota, Metazoa, Arthropoda, Thecostraca, Pollicipedomorpha, Pollicipedidae.
GCUGGAGCGGGAGUCCGGCAGGUCGCGAGCAGCGAGGACGUCAUCUGGUGCCGCCUCACCCGGCUGACUUUUGCGGCAUGUCUGGCGCGGUGUGUUGCCGCGUGGCGGCAGUUGUGGCGCUGCUGCCGCUCCUCGCCGCCCUGCCGUCCCGGGUCCGGAUAGGGGCGAUAUUUACCGAAGACCGCCGAGGCGGCCAUGUGGAGAUGGCCUUCAAGUACGCGGUGCUGAAGGUCAACAGUGACACGCUACUGCUGCCCAACAUCACGCUGGAGUACGACAUCCAGUACGCCUACCGCGACGACAGCUUUCACGCCGCUAAGAAAGCGUGCGGCCAGCUGCAGGGGGGCGUGUUCGGCCUGUUCGGCCCCUCCGACACGCUGCUCGGCGCGCACGUGCAGAGCAUCUGCGACUCGCUGGACGUGCCGCACGUGGAGACGCGGCUGGACGUGGACCCGCGGCGCCGCCAGUUCAGCGUUAACCUGCAUCCCAGCUACCAGGACCUCACGCGCGCCUUCAGGGACCUCAUGGGCUUCCUCAACUGGACCCGCGUGGCCGUCGUCUACGAGGAGGACGCGGGCCUAGUGAAGCUACAGGACCUGGUGAAAGCACCCCCAGACCUGGAGAUGGAGGUGUACAUCCGACAGGCGGGGCCGUCACACUACCGCCAUGUGCUGCGGGAGAUCAAGGACAAGGGCAUUUUCAACCUGGUGGUGGACACGAAUCCGGAAAAUAUACAACUCUUCCUCCGAUCGCUGCUGCAGCUGCAGAUGAACGACGACCGGUACCACUACCUCUUCACGUGUUUCGUGAGUUCAUCGUAG